This is a messenger RNA of Colletotrichum tamarilloi, 339 nucleotides long. RefSeq lists its product as uncharacterized. The record is from RefSeq and is a predicted model, not a curated record. The transcript has a single exon. The annotation marks the transcript as partial. NCBI's taxonomy places the organism in Eukaryota, Fungi, Ascomycota, Sordariomycetes, Glomerellales, Glomerellaceae.
GGAGUUGACGUGACCCAGGCCGCCAAUCUCACACUCGUACAUCCAGUGGCCUGCACAAGUUACAAGCACUUUCAGGGCAGAUCACAGUCUUUACAGACCGUCAUUUCGAGGACGGGCGAUGAAAAUGACCUAGAUGACGCUUCGAAGCUUGCGAGAGCGUCUGAGCAACUGAUCAGUCUUCAGAUCUGUGGUGAUACGCGAGCGUCUAUCGCUAUUUCACAUCUAGCUUCUAUCUGCCAGUCUUCUCGUCUUGGGAUUACUCUCUCAAGGCGAUGUGUUGCUGACGAGAUUGAAGGUUUUGGGAAUUCGGCACGCUCGGGACUGGAAUCCGGUUCAUGA